AUGAGUACCUUGCUGCAACAACACAAACAAGAUACCACCAAUCUUGCUGAUACUGUCACUCGUAACAUGGCAUCAAUAUUGCUUACACGUUUUCCUCUAAAUACCCCUUCUCCUGGUUUGCAUAACGCUCAGGGAAGCAGUGGUCCUUCUGGUAACACUCACGGUAACCCUGGUAGCAGUGGUAUUCUUGGUUCUCCAAUACCUAAUAACUUGAAGUUUCCUAUCUUUGAUGGAACGAAUCCUGCUGGCUGGAUCUUUCAGGCAGAUCAGUAUAUUCGGCUUCAUCAUACAAUUGAAGUUGUAAAAAUUGAUAUUGCUACUUCUUCGUUCAAAGGCGACGCUAAUGCUUGGUAUCGUUGGAUUCAACCAAAGCUCACUAAUCCUACAUGGACACAAUUUUGUUCACUGGUUCGUGAACGUUUUGCUGAUAAGAAGUUUUACAAUACACGUUUAGCGUUGUCCACACUUUCUCAACAAGGUUCGGUGCGUGAUCACAUUCGAGAAUUUGAACAACUUCUAAAUUUCGAUACAGAUUUAACAGAUGAUUAUGUCAUUGACCUCUUUGUUCGAUCUCUCAAAAAAGAAAUCUGA
Molecule: messenger RNA, 591 nt
Organism: Papaver somniferum (opium poppy)
Lineage: Eukaryota; Viridiplantae; Streptophyta; Magnoliopsida; Ranunculales; Papaveraceae
Exons: 1
Coding region: 1-591 (196 amino acids)
Source: RefSeq, a predicted model, not a curated record